Messenger RNA from Drosophila hydei, 2704 nucleotides. RefSeq names its product endoplasmic reticulum metallopeptidase 1-like. Gene Ontology annotation, biological process: proteolysis. The coding region runs from base 41 to 2659 and encodes 872 amino acids. Lineage: Eukaryota; Metazoa; Arthropoda; Insecta; Diptera; Drosophilidae. Gene Ontology annotation, molecular function: metalloexopeptidase activity. The record is from RefSeq and is a predicted model, not a curated record. The transcript has 10 exons.
CCGUGGAACAUACUUCUGCAGAAAAGUCAACCGAUCAAACAUGAGCGAUAAGGAUAAACUUAUAUUGGGGGAGGAUGGCGAAGAAUCAGCGAGGAUAAUGGUCAAACAGAAUACUUAUGUAAAUCUGCCGUGGUACAUCGGAACCGGGUUCCUUCUGUUCUGGGCCCUAUUAUUUUUCGCAGUGGUCAUACCUUUGUUUUAUCGCCUACCCACAUCGCUGACCAUCGAGGAUGAUAAUACAGGAGAGUUCAUUGGGGAUCGCGCUUAUGACGUCCUCAACAAUCUGGUCAACAUUGGAACCAGGGUGGCCGGCAGCAAUGCCAACGAAAUCGACGCAGUAGAUUUUCUGCUAAACGAAGUAUCUAACAUUAGAAAGGAUUUACUUGAUGAUUACUUUACCCUAGAAGUGGACGUACACACAACGUACGGUACACACAUCUAUUACUCCCUACUAGAGAUGUACCAAGGAGUUCAGAAUGUUGUGGUCAAACUGAGCCCCAAGGGGUCAACAAGUGAGUCGUACCUCCUGGUGAACAGCCACUACGAUACAGUGACGAAGUCCCCGGGAGCGGGCGACGAUGGUUUCAUGGUGGCCACCAUGCUGGAGGUGCUACGUGUGAUGGCCACCACACCCCAAACCUUCGAACAUCCAGUCGUCUUCCUGUUCAAUGGAGACGAGGAAAUGGGCAUGCAAGCCUCCCAUGGUUUCAUUACCCAGCACAAAUGGGCUCCGAACUGCAAAGCUGUUGUCAAUUUGGAUUGUGCUGGAAGUGGCGGACGCGAGAUCUUGUUCCAAACUGGUCCUUCGCAUGCCUGGUUAGCCAAUUACUACAAGAAGAGUGCGAAGCAUCCUUUCGCCACAACCAUGGCUGAGGAAUUCUUUCAAAUGGGACUUAUACCCUCCGAUACGGACUAUCGCAUAAUUACGCAAUAUGGAAAAAUUCCAGGUUUUGAUCUUGGCCAAGUUGUCAAUGGCUUUAUAUAUCACACGAAGUACGAUCGCAUUGAUGUGGUUCCGCGAGGCGCAAUUCAGAACACCGGCGAUAAUAUCUUGGGUCUGGUGCGCGCCUUGGCUAAUGCAACUGAAUUGCACGAUAUAGAGGCACAUAAAGGGGGCAACUCUGUCUACUAUGACCUCUUGGGCCUCACUUUCAUCACCUACUCGGAGGAAACUGGCAACAUUUUGAACUACAGCGCAGCAGGAGUUACACUGCUUUUGGUUUUCAUAAGUGUGUGGCGCAUGUCCGCUGUGUCCAGGCUGCCCUUCAGCCAGGUUUCUCAGCGCUUUAUCAUUCUACUGGUUCUUCAGAUUAUAGCCUUUGUAUUGGCCUUGGCACUGCCCUUAUUGGUGGCAUAUAUCCUCGACAGCUUUGGAUUGUCGCUUACCUACUUCAGCUCUCCAUCACUGUUGAUUGGCUUGUACGUGUGCCCAGCCCUUAUUGGACUCUGCCUUCCCAUCACAAUUUACUGUCAGUCACAGGAGAAUAAUAAAUUACCGUUUACCUACCACCUUCAACUGGCUCUGCAUAGCUGGGCCGUGGUACUGUGUCUCCUGGAUGUAGUUGCCACAGCCAACGGCCUGCGCUCCAUCUAUAUUGUCACAGUCCCGAUUAUCUUUUAUGCCGUGUCCUUGGCGUUGAGUCUGCUGACUACGUCUCACGAUCGAGGUUACAGCUGGAGUGGACUGGUCAUUAUUGGUCAGGUGAUUCCCUUCCUGUACAUCAGUUACCUCUUCUACAUAUUCAUCGUGGUGCUGACACCAAUGAAUGGUCGUUCCGGCAGCGCCUCCAAUCCGGAUUCGACUAUUGCUGCUUUGGCAGCUUUGGGCACGAUUUUGUCGUUUGGAUUUCUGUUGCCCUUGACCAACAUGUUCCGACGAUCCGGUUCGGCAUUGCUUACCCUGUUUCUAAUCACAGGCAUUACGAUUUUCCUAGCCUGUGGCACCCAGAUGGGUUUCCCUUAUCGCGCAAGGACGAAUAGUGCGCGAGCUCUUUAUCAGCAUGUCCGCCGAGUCUUCUACGACUACGACGGCUCGGUUAUCAACGACGAAUCCGGGUAUUUAUUCAACUUCCAGGAUAGACGUGAAACGAAAGCAUUUCCCGGCGUAAAUUUUACUGGUGCGAUAAGCCAGAAAGCCAAUUGCGAUGAUCACAUGAUGUGUGCGGCGCCCCUGUUUGAUGAACGUUGGGUUCAAAACCGACUGCAAGGAAUCUGGUUGCCCCGUGAGGAGCCCGUCGUGCCCCCAACAAGAACCACUCUGGAGCUGCUAAGCAAAACAGUAUUGGCUAACAAGACAACGAUACGCUUCAACUUCACACUAACUGGACCGCCCUACUUAAGUUUGUUCAUACAAACCUACGAAGACGACUACGUCACUGUGAGCGACUGGUCAUUCUCCAAGAGUUACCUAGAACAAAAGCCAGCUCCUCCACUUGCCUAUCACAUAUACAUUACCUAUGGUAGAAGUGCCCCACUAGAGUUUUCGCUGGAUAUUACGAAACCAAAUGGAAACUUUAAUGUGCCUCUGUUCCAACUGGGCGUCUCGGCACAUGAUCUUGGAGAAGAAGGAGACGAGCAGAGCAUCAAAUUUGCCUCAACAUUCCCUUCGUAUGCUGUAGUAGUCGACUGGCCCUCCCUAUAUGCACGAUAUAUAUUCUAAAGCGAUCAUAAUAAAACAAUCUUUACCCUAGGAAUUGGCUGAAGU